AUGGAGAGCACCACCAUCACAACUACGGAGAUGGCACCAGGUGUGUGUUCUUUCGGACUGUCUGAGCGGCGUGCCACCAUCACCCUGCACGCUCCGGCGCAGGAGUGCACGCUGCCAACCGCGGCAGCAUACCAAAGCAAGACGAAGGUGCUGAAAAGACAGCGCUCCCAAUCGCCCGAGCUGCUGCGCUGUAAGAGGAGACUCAGCUUCAAUGGGCUCGGCUACAGCAUUCCGCAACAGCAGCCCGUGGCAGUGGCCAGACGUAACGAGCGAGAGAGGAACCGGGUCAAGCAGGUCAACAUGGGCUUCCAGACCCUGCGCCAGCACGUGCCGAACGGCGCCGCCAACAAGAAGAUGAGCAAAGUGGAGACACUCCGCUCCGCGGUGGAGUACAUCCGCGCGCUCCAGCAGCUCUUGGACGAGCAUGACGCUGUCUCGGCGGCGUUCCAGUGCGGUGUCCCGUCGCCGACUCUGUCGACUACCUACUCCGCGGACCCGGAGUCGCCUCAGUCAUCAACGUACUCCUCCGACGAAGGAAGUUAUGAGCACCUUAGUUCGGAGGAUCAGGAACUCCUGGAUUUCACCACUUGGUUCGACAGAUACUGAUGUUUUUGUUGUUGUUGUUGUUGUUGUUAUGAAAAAAAGACAAGAACUCAAUCAACUGUGGCAUUGCAAGUGUGAUGAGAUGAGACGCCUCCUCUGGACCCGUGGGAGGAUACAGCAACCAGACUGGGCAACCGUCUGUCACUCUUAACAGUCGCGGAUUUACAGCACUGCCUUCGUAACCACCAGGAGAGAGAAAGUGCUCGUCCAGGAGUUGUAGGGCUAGGAUGCUAGGAUGAAGACCUGGAGUCUUUCCUUGACAUCUAUAUCUUUUUUAAAAGUGCAAUUGACAAGUAGGGUCGGCUACAGUCAGCAGAAACCGAAAUGAACACUUAACUCAACCUACUCGACAUGGUGGUGCUACAAGAGUCACACUAUCAACUUCAGAGAACAAGGAAAACGGCACAAUUGAGAGACUUUUCGUCCUUGACAGUGAACAUUUUGGAGGGUGACUCUCCCUUUUAUCAAAGAAAACAAUGAUCCACUGUUUUUAACUGUAUUAUACGAUGCAUUGUUAAAUAUGAAGACUUAUUUUUGUACACUAAGUCCAACAGUUAUCACUGCCUCCCUCGGUCAGUGAGAACUACUAAUGAAAUAGUGAUCUGCACCACUUUUUCUAGUCGGAUAAUCCACUGGUUCAAACUGGAUACUACUUGGCAUGUUUGUGUCGAUGUAUGAGAAAUACAGUGUAUCGAAUAGCCUAAUACUAUUUCUUCAUGUUAAAGAUUAAGGGUACAUGGUAUGGAGACUUUUUCACAAUGUAUG
Molecule: messenger RNA, 1368 nt
Organism: Sardina pilchardus (European sardine)
Lineage: Eukaryota; Metazoa; Chordata; Actinopteri; Clupeiformes; Clupeidae
Product: achaete-scute homolog 1b-like
Exons: 1
Coding region: 1-606 (201 amino acids)
Biological process (GO): developmental process; regulation of transcription by RNA polymerase II
Molecular function (GO): DNA-binding transcription factor activity, RNA polymerase II-specific; protein dimerization activity; RNA polymerase II transcription regulatory region sequence-specific DNA binding
Source: RefSeq, a predicted model, not a curated record